Molecule: messenger RNA, 270 nt
Organism: Adineta ricciae
Lineage: Eukaryota; Metazoa; Rotifera; Eurotatoria; Adinetida; Adinetidae
Source: the annotation of a GenBank genome assembly
AUGGGUCCCGGAUCGCUCAUAGCUGGUGCAUUGCUGGCAGGUGCUGCUGUGGGUGCUGUAGGAGCUGGUAUUGGACUUAGUGUAGCAGCAGCGCAUCGAAUCGGCGCGGCUUAUGGUGCAACAGUCGAACAAAUGCAAGCACAACAACAAGAGGCUUAUUACUACGAUCAACCAGCUUACUACGGAUAUCCAGGAAGCUCCAGUCAUCAUUACAGUCACCACUCUAGCCGACACUAUCCCAGUAGACGAUCAUAUGGUUAUCGUUAUUAA